UCGGGUUCGACAUUCAUCUGAAAAAUGGCAGGAUACAAACUACGGUGCUUCAUAGUUGGGCAUGAAAAAGAUGUUCGAGCAAUUUCACCGACAAUAUUUCCCAGUGAUGGUAUUCUUUCCGGAUCCAGAGAUGUUACAGCUAGAGUGUGGAUACCUAAUGAAAUGGAUCCAGGUUUUCAUGAGGGUCAGCUGAUGAGAGGACACAGUAACUUUGUGUCUGCAGUGUGUGUUAUGCCCCCCGACUCUGACUAUGAACAGGGUCUACUAGUAACUGGAAGUAAUGAUCAUACUAUCCUUGGUUACACACCAAAUUCUACAGAGCCAGUCUUCAAACUCACAGGUCAUGAGGGCACAGUUUGUACUCUGGCUGCUGGAAAAUUUGGGACUCUUAUCAGUGGAUCCUGGGACAAAACUGCCAGAGUUUGGUUAAAUAAAAAGUGUGUCAUGACUUUGAAAGGACAUCAGGCAGCUGUAUGGGCUGUUGGUAUUGUGCCUGAGCAGGGCUACAUGUUAACCGGAUCAGCUGAUAAAACCAUUAAACUGUGGAAGGCUGGAAAGUGUGAAAACACUUUUACAGGACAUGAAGAUUGUGUGAGAGGGCUUGCUGUACUAAAUAUGAAUGAGUUUAUAUCCUGUGCCAAUGAUGCUACGAUUCGUCGAUGGUCCAUGUCCGGCGACUGUCUACAGAUCUGUUAUGGCCAUGAGAACUUUGUCUAUAGUAUUGCUGUGUUACCUAAUGGGCAGGACUUCAUCAGUGGGAGUGAGGACCGUACAGUGAGGGUUUGGAGGGACGGGAAGUGUGUUCAGACCAUUGCCCACCCUGCCCAGUCUGUGUGGGCUGUGUGUGUCCUACCAGGAAAUGGGGACAUUGUUACAGGAGCAAGUGAUGGUGUAAUUAGGGUGUUUACCACAACACCAGAAAGAAUGGCACCUGAGGAUGAACAAAAGUCAUUUGAAGAGCAGGUCGCAGCCACAGCAGUGCCCAAGCAGUUGGGGGAUGUAAAACUGGAGGACUUACCAGGACCUGAAGUUUUACUGAAUCCAGGUACCAAAGAGGGACAGCAAAAGAUCAUCAGAAGAGGUCCAAAUGCUGAGCUUCAUCAGUGGGACAUGGCCAAACAACAGUGGACAAAGGUUGGAGACGUAGUGGGCUCUAGUGGCGGAACUCAGCAAAGUUCUGGAAAAACUCUCUACGAAGGAAAGGAGUAUGACUAUGUGUUUAGUGUGGAUAUUGAGGAUGGGAAGCCCCCUCUUAAGCUCCCCUUUAAUGUCACAGAGGACCCAUGGUUUGCUGCACAGAGAUUUUUAGAAAAGAAUAGUCUGAGUCAGUUAUUCCUUGAUCAGGUUGCCAACUUCAUCAUAGACAACACUAAAGGAGUCACUCUGGGACAAGAGACCUCAGGAUAUGUAGACCCAUUUACAGGAGGAAGCAGGCAUGUUCCUGGUUCUCAAUCCAGCAUAAGCUCAGCACCAGCCUCGGGGACUGACCCAUUCACAGGAGGGGGUCGAUACAUCCCAGGAGGGCAGACAUCACAACCACAAAUUUCAGGCUCAGAUCCAUUCACUGGAGCAGGAAGUUAUAGACCUCAAGAUGUUCAGGUUAAUUUGGCCAAUAAUACCUACUUCCCCCAGAAGACCUAUGUUACCUUCGAAACUGCCAACCAUGUUCAAAUCAUUAAUAAGCUCAAGGAGUUUAAUGACAAGGUUGGAGCAGAGAACCAGCUAAGUUCCGAUGAUCUAGAUUCCCUGCAGACAUUAAUGGAAGCUAAAGAUGUGACAGAGGCACAUGUGGGCGUCAUGAACAAAGUCCUGCGGUGGCCAAAAGAGUACAUCUUCCCAGGACUAGAUGUACUCCGAGUGAGCAUCAGGGAUCAGAAGGUGUGUGAACAUGUCUGUUCUCAGGGGGGAUUCCUAGACAGCCUGCUUCGCUUCCUAGACUCGAGUUCCCCCGUCCCCACUCAGAUGUUGACGCUUAGGAUUUUAGUAAACUGUUUUCUUCACGAGAGUGGACGGCAGUUUCUGCUGUUAAACAGAGACCCAAUAAUAACCCAAGCUCUGAACUGUAGAUUGACCCCAAACAAAAAUGUUCAGAUAGCUGUUAGUACCUUGUUACUGAAUUACUCAGUAAGUUUACAGGAUCGAGAUGAUGAAGAAGGAAAGUCUCAGUGUUUACUAGCGGUGGCUAGCGUAAUGGAGAAUCCCAUGGACCCAGAGGCAGAGUUCAGACUUCUGGUGUGUUUAGGGACAUUGAUUUCUAAUGACAAAGACACUAAAGAAUUAGCCAAAUCUCUAGAAAUACAGAAUCUAAUUAUUCCAAUGCAGACCCGCCUUGACCCCAAGAAAGUUAGUGAAUGUGCAGGCUUCGUGAUAAAUCGUCUUCAGUAAUUAUGCAUAAAAAAUCUUUCUUUAGCAACUGUCUGAAUGACUUGGUUUAAAAUGUUAAUAAAAUUAUGUUA
Molecule: messenger RNA, 2456 nt
Organism: Saccostrea echinata
Lineage: Eukaryota; Metazoa; Mollusca; Bivalvia; Ostreida; Ostreidae
Product: phospholipase A-2-activating protein-like
Exons: 12
Coding region: 25-2385 (786 amino acids)
Biological process (GO): ubiquitin recycling; proteasome-mediated ubiquitin-dependent protein catabolic process
Cellular component (GO): nucleus; cytoplasm
Molecular function (GO): ubiquitin binding
Source: RefSeq, a predicted model, not a curated record